Molecule: messenger RNA, 4089 nt
Organism: Talaromyces marneffei
Lineage: Eukaryota; Fungi; Ascomycota; Eurotiomycetes; Eurotiales; Trichocomaceae
Exons: 7
Coding region: 1-4089 (1362 amino acids)
Biological process (GO): phosphate ion transport; monoatomic anion transmembrane transport; polyphosphate metabolic process
Cellular component (GO): membrane
Molecular function (GO): phosphate transmembrane transporter activity
Source: RefSeq, a predicted model, not a curated record
AUGGCGCCCCGUAUCAAUCUUUUCACCGCGAGAAAUGUUCUCCGCCAACAGUACCAGUCGCUCACCAUAACAUCUCGCCAGGGCACACAAUCUCCCAUCAAUUUGUGCAGUGGAUGGUCUUCAUAUAUGAAACAAAAUUCCCAACGGUUAUACUCAUCAAAGUCAGAGAAGAAUAUCCCUGAACAAUCUGAGCAGCCAAAGGGCCCUACUCAAGAUGUGCUACCUCAUGUUAGUCAGGAGGCCGAAGCCAUUGAUAAGAUUAUGCAUGGGAAGAAGUGUGAUGGAAACGCACCUGGCUCACCGGAAUUGGAGCAGGGUACGCCGAUUGACGAGAUUAUGAAAAGAGACGCAGACGCCCUGAAAUACGCACCCAAGGUGAUCCGAGACGAGGCAGCCAAGAAAGGAACACGCUCGUAUUCUACAUCAGCACGACUCUUUCAAGAAGCCACACAACAACCUACCAGAGCCGAGGACCCAUCGAUAGCUACUGUCGCAAGCAUGAUCGAUCUCGCAACGGAACGAGCCGCCGAGAACCUCCCAGGCCUAAAAUUUGGCAUGCCGGCACCUCUACCCAAGACGGAGAAUUACAAGAGUCGAUAUGACCCUGUUGUUGAGCAGUUCACGAAAUUGCUUAUGGAGGAUGGGAAGCUCAGUCGUGCUCAGAAGGAUAUGGAGUUCAUUCUCGACACUCUUCGCACAUCUGCUCCCCCCAAAAUCGACCCCAGACGACGCCUUCUUACAUCUUUGCCCAGUCCUCAGCUCCCUCUCAACCCAGUGAUAUACCUCAACCUGCUCGUCGAUUCCGUCGCCCCCCUAAUCAAAAUCCGUCAACAGAAAGGUCUCGCUGGUGGUGGUGCCUCAGUGCCCAUGCCCGUCCCGCUCGCAAUGCGCCAGAGACGCCGAACAGCCAUCCGCUGGAUCUUAGAGGCUGCAGAGAAGCGAAAGGAUAGCAAGUUGGCUGUUCGUGUUGCCAAUGAGCUUCUUGCUGUUGCGGAGGGCCGAAGCGGUGUGUGGGAGAAGAGGGAGCAUGUUCAUAAGAUUGGUGUUGCCGUCGUUUUGUGCUCCAACACUUCCACCAUCAGAAGUUCGGAUCGGGUCCCGUUUGCAAUCAACGCGGCCGUGGCGUCUCAGAACAUCGAGCUCGUUUCGCUCGAGGCUGGUCCUUCCUCUUCUUCUACUCGAGAUACUCAGAUAGCUCGACCUCUUACUGAGCGAGUCACACCACACACCACCUCGACGACUCAAGGUUGUACAGCGGCAGGGCUCAAUUCCGGAUUUGUCUCACAUGACGAUACAGCUAGCAUUCUCAGCGGAAGUCAAGAUCACGAGGGAACUGGGCUUUUGCAGACACAGCCCGAGUAUUUAAAUCGGGUGCAGCAACCACAAAACAUCAACGACGAGAAGCCUACCGGUUUACGAACUCAUAUUCUCUGGGCGAAAGCUCUUGAUAAGCGACAUCGUCACCUCGAGAAAUCCCCUGUCCGAUACGACCCCGCCAAUAUGAAGUUCUCUCAUAGUCUGCAAUUCAACUCGGUCCCGGACUGGAGUACUCAUUAUAUUGCAUAUGACAACCUCAAGAAAUUAAUUUACAACCUCGAGAAACAAGUACACCACCCCGACAGCCAUGGCGCGGUUGACUCCGAGUCCUCCCCACUUCUCGACACAUCAGUCGAUACGGACACUAUUUUCCGACGAGCUCUAGACGCGGAGAUGGAGAAAAUCUGCUCGUUCUACCGGAUUAAAGAACUCACUAUCUUCGGCGAAGUUGAGGAUGUCCUCAAGGAGCUAGCUCAAUAUAAAGCCAGUACGGAUGGAUUGGGUAUGGAACCUGUGACUGAAGCGGUGACUAAAUCUCGAACAUUGAGUAUUGGCUCAAGGCCACGAACGGGGAGUAUUCUACACUCCUUGGGCUUGGGUCUGAAUCGGCGCGAGAGUACGAUUAGUGAUUCGAUAGGUGACGAGGAGGACGAUGACGAGGAUGACCACGACAGUGACGAUCCUGAAUCACCUGUAGAAGAGAGUCGAAGACCUGGAUCUCGGAGACGAUCUCGGGAUGUUGCCGGUGGUGAUAGAUCUGAUGGGUACCCAAGCGACAUGGGAGACUCCCGAUUAUGGAAUCUUGGUAACUCGCGACAAGAAGAGGAGCAACAUGAUCAACAUGUGUUGGAUCUUUAUAACGCGGGUGUUGCUUUGAAGAAACGGGUGAUUAGCGUCUAUGUUUCGCUGUGCGAAUUGAAAUCGUACAUACUACUCAACAAAACGGGUUUCUCCAAGGCAUUGAAAAAAUACGACAAGAUCUUGGAUCGCAAUCUACGACGGGCCUAUAUCAAUGGCACUGUUUCGCCGGCUUAUCCUUUUACAGAUGCAACAGCAGAGCAUCUAGAUGAAAACAUUUGCCAUAUGGAACAGGUCUAUGCUGAGAUUGUGACCAGGGGCGAUUUGGCACUCGCAAGGAGAGAGCUCCGGCUUCAUCUGCGAGAGCACGUCGUCUGGGAGAGGAACACGGUCUGGAGAGAAAUGAUUGGUAUUGAGCGUAAAGCGCAAGCAGCGAAUAUGGGAAUUCGUCGUACGUUGCUUGGCGGUGACCACGAUCCGUCAACGGCACAGCGUCAAGGCGAUAUCGAAAGUAGAGGCAAAGAAAUCAAGACACCUCUUGGCCGUUGGUACUUUCCUGAAUGGGUGUGCAGUUUAUCUUUCUUUUCAUUGGUUGGAAUUAUGAUAAUAUUUGCCGUCUUGCUCUCGGUGCCAAUCAUGGAGAAACCCGAGCAGCAGAAUUGUUUGGCGAUGCUGGUUUUUGUCAGUCUUCUGUGGGCGACUGAGGUCAUUCCGUUGUUUGUCACGUCACUGUUGAUUCCGUUCUUGGUUGUGAUACUUCGUGUUAUGCGAUCAGAAGAAAAACCACAUGCACGAUUGGCGCCAGAUGCAGCUACCAAAGCUGUCUUUGCAUCAAUGUGGACAUCCGUCAUUAUGCUACUGCUUGGAGGUUUUACCAUUGCUGCGGCGUUGUCCAAGUAUGACAUUGCUCGUCGAAUGGCUACGUUUGUAUUGAGCAGAGCAGGAACGAGUCCUCGCAUUGUUCUGAUUACGAAUAUGUUCGUCAGUAUGUUUUUGAGCAUGUGGAUCAGCAACGUCGCCGCUCCAGUGCUAUGCUACUCGAUUAUCCAGCCGCUAUUGCGCAACCUGCCUCCAGAGUCCAACUUUUCAAAAGCACUCAUUCUGGGAAUUGCCUUGGCAGCAAAUGUUGGAGGUGCGGCUUCACCAAUCGCAUCACCACAGAACAUCAUUGCCUUGGAAAACAUGUACCCAGCAAUCAGCUGGGGAACAUGGUUCUUCAUCUCAAUACCCGUGUGCAUUCUUUGCAUCCUAGCAAUCUGGAUUAUACUCCUGGUUACAUUUAACCCCGGCCGCGGCACAACAAUUGUCCCCAUCCGGCCCGUCAAAGACAGCUUCACCGGCACACAAUGGUUCGUCACCCUCACGACCCUCAUCACAAUCGUCCUUUGGUGCUUCAGCCACCAACUCGACACCGUCUUUGGCGACAUGGGCGUAAUCGCCAUUAUCCCCAUGGUCCUUUUCUUUGGCAGCGGUAUCUUGACAAAGGAAGACUUUAACAAUUUCCUCUGGACCAUCAUCAUUCUCGCCGCGGGCGGACUGGUGCUUGGAAAGGCUGUUACAUCUUCGGGAUUACUGCAUACUAUUGCAGGAGCGAUCACUGAACGAGUCGCCCACUUCAGUCUGUACGGUGUCUUACUCGUGUUUUCCUCAUUGAUCCUCGUCAUGGCGACGUUCAUUUCGCACACCGUUGCGGCAUUGAUUGUCCUCCCGCUCGUGCAACAAGUAGGCGUUGGAAUGGAAAACCCUCACCCGAAUCUGCUCGUUAUGACGAGCGCGUUGAUGUGUUCUGUUGCAAUGGGCCUGCCUACCAGCGGGUUUCCUAAUAUGACGGCUAUCAUGAUGGAAAUCCCUGGAACAGGACAACGAUACCUUCGCGUCAGCCACUUCCUUACACGGGGUGUACCAGGUAGUCUUGUUUCAUUUGUAAUUGUCGUGACGGUUGGGUAUGUUUUGAUGAGUAUAGCUGGCUUGUAA